AUGUCAACUACCUUUCCAGGUCUCGUCCACGAUGCAGAGAUACGUCAUGACGGAUCAAACAGUUACCGUUUGAUGCAGCUUGGAUGCCUGGAGUCUGUGGCCAACUCGACCGUCGCCUAUUCCUCCUCGUCUCCUCUCACUUACUCUACCACGGGCACCGAGUUCGCCUCCCCGUACUUCUCCACUAACCACCAGUACACCCCACUGCAUCACCAGUCCUUCCACUACGAGUUCCAACACAGCCACCCGGCAGUCAACCCCGACGCUUACUCCUUGAACUCUCUCCACCACUCCCAGCAAUACUACCAGCAGAUCCACCAUGGGGAACCCACUGAUUUUAUCAACCUGCACAAUGCGCGGGCGCUCAAGUCCUCUUGCUUGGACGAGCAGAGGAGAGAGCUGGGGUGCUUAGAUGCUUACCGCCGCCACGACCUGUCUCUUAUGAGCCAUGGGUCCCAAUAUGGGAUGCAUCCAGAUCAAAGACUCCUGCCAGGACCAAGCCUCGGGCUUGCAGCCUCGGGAGCAGACGAUUUGCAGAGCUCAGUGGAGGCCCAAUGUGGACUUGUACUGAACGGGCAAGGAGGUGUGAUAAGAAGAGGUGGAACAUGCGUUGUUAACCCCACCGACUUGUUCUGUUCUGUACCUGGUCGCUUAUCUCUACUCAGCUCCACUUCAAAGUACAAAGUGACCAUUGCAGAAGUGAAGAGGCGCCUUUCACCACCAGAAUGCCUCAAUGCUUCCCUCUUAGGAGGCAUUUUAAGAAGAGCAAAAUCUAAGAAUGGAGGACGCUGCUUGAGAGAAAAAUUAGACAGACUGGGACUGAAUUUGCCUGCAGGAAGAAGAAAAGCAGCAAAUGUCACACUCUUGACUUCCUUGGUAGAAGGGGAAGCAUUACAUUUGGCUAGAGAUUUCGGCUACACCUGUGAAACAGAGUUCCCUGCCAAGGCAGUGGGAGAGCACAUUGCCAGACAGCACAUGGAACAGAAAGAGCAGACAGCAAGGAAAAAGAUGAUCUUAGCAACAAAACAAAUAUGUAAAGAAUUCCAAGAUCUUCUGAGUCAAGACAGAUCACCCCUUGGAUCCUCCAGACCGACUCCAAUACUAGACCUCGACAUCCAGAGACAUUUAACACAUUUCAGUUUGAUCACUCAUGGUUUUGGAACUCCUGCAAUAUGUGCUGCCCUAAGCACUUUCCAAACUGUUCUCAGUGAAAUGCUGAACUACUUGGAAAAGCACACAUCGCACAAAAAUGGAGGAGCGGCAGAAUCUGGCCAAGGACACGCCAACUCGGAGAAAGCCCCCCUGCGGAAAACUUCAGAGGCUGCUGUGAAAGAGGGCAAAACAGAAAAGACAGACUAG
Molecule: messenger RNA, 1359 nt
Organism: Cygnus atratus (black swan)
Lineage: Eukaryota; Metazoa; Chordata; Aves; Anseriformes; Anatidae
Gene: TFAP2D
Product: transcription factor AP-2 delta
Exons: 8
Coding region: 1-1359 (452 amino acids)
Biological process (GO): regulation of cell population proliferation; regulation of transcription by RNA polymerase II; anatomical structure development
Cellular component (GO): nucleus
Molecular function (GO): DNA-binding transcription factor activity, RNA polymerase II-specific; RNA polymerase II transcription regulatory region sequence-specific DNA binding
Source: RefSeq, a predicted model, not a curated record